Messenger RNA from Coregonus clupeaformis (lake whitefish), 7177 nucleotides. Its product is annotated as BCL-6 corepressor-like. Gene Ontology annotation, molecular function: protein binding; transcription corepressor activity. The transcript has 16 exons. Gene Ontology annotation, cellular component: nucleus. The coding region runs from base 755 to 6385 and encodes 1876 amino acids. Gene Ontology annotation, biological process: negative regulation of transcription by RNA polymerase II. Lineage: Eukaryota; Metazoa; Chordata; Actinopteri; Salmoniformes; Salmonidae. The record is from RefSeq and is a predicted model, not a curated record.
AGUCUCUCGCAGUACAACACUCCACUCAUUCCGCAAGUCCCGUUCGGCGUCCUCAGCAACUCCGCACGAACGGAGCUACCAAGAGCUUUAAGAUGAAAAACGACGGAAUGUUAAACAAUCCCGACCAUUCUCCCAAUAUCGCUGGAUAUAAAUAGUAUUUUUGGAAUAGACCGCGAAUGACGAGAGUGGAAGUAAGAGCUUUGAAACGGUGUGCUCAGAUAGAACCCAACAUGGCGCUGCCUACGACCGAGCUGAAUUAAUUUCUGGAGUCCGCGGACCUCGCCACCUGUAUGCUUACGCUCUGCUAAACGGUACGUUACCACGCGUCUGGGUCCUUCUAUAAAUAAUGAUUGGAAACCUUUCUAGGGAUUUGUCACAUGAAGUCGAUUUCGACGACCUUUUCUCUCUGUGAAAAAGUAUUUUGAAAAUUACACAUCGUGUGUAACAUUUGGUUUAAUUUACUGACAAGUAAAUACACAGUUAGAAACACUUCUGCAUGUUUGUAUCCAACGAAUUGAAUAUUCACUGGCCCGGGAAGGGAUGGAUGUCUAUACUUUUAUAAAGGAAUCGUAGCCUGCACGCACGGAUCUUUGCUCAGAGCCGUGAACAACUUGGGGGGAAAAAACUGGAAAAAGGCGUCAAGUUGACAGCAGACGAUUGGAAAUAGCGGCUAACGGCCAGGAGAUUACCUGUUAGUGAUGCGGGGACGCAGAGAAAUCUGGAUUUAAGUGAAGGGAACCACAUCACACAAAGCAUGGUGGAUGCCAGGUUAACUCCCCUGGCCGCCAUGGGUCUGGACCGCAACGCUCUUAUGCGGGAUGGCCUCCGCCUGCACGGCGGCGUGAUCUACCCAGGGAUACAAGCACUGUCGGCUGAGAAGCCCCGCGACGGGACCAAUACCCUCCCCCUGAGCUACGGCCGAGACGGCCUCCCGGACCUCCUCUAUAAACCUGAUGUCUCCAUGGACAGGAGCAAGCCCACUAACAGCUACCUGGGCCUGUACAAGAGCCCUCCACCAGGCCUCCAGAGGGGGCCAGAGGGCCUGGGACUGGACAGGAUAGGUGUGGGGCCUGGGGGGGAGAAGCCCUCAGAGCUGGGCCUCGGGGAUGCUGGUGCAGCAGCAGGCGGGUACCUGCGUCUGCCCUGGGGGCUGAGCCCGGGGCUGUACCCCGAAGCGGGCCUCUACCCCUUCAUGGACUCCUCCAAGUACGCCGCCCUCAGCAUGUACAAGGCUCAGUUCCUCAGUCAGCCCAGCCCCUACCUGCCACAGCACCUGGCCUACCAGUCCCUCUGUGCCUCCCAGGGGGGGAACAUGAACCCUGCUGCUGCCUCGGCCUCCGAGAGGCUCUACUUCAUGCCCCCCUACCCCCCGUCCCCGAUCUCGUCCCCCCUGGUGGGGUCUCCCAUGAGGAUCCCAGCGGUGUCUGUGGCCCCCACCUCCAUGGUGCACUGCCAGGAGAAGGGGCUGAGUGUCGGGUCUCGCAUCCACCACGAGGGCUCUCCGUUUGGGCAGCAGCUUCACCAGCCUCCCCCUCCACCCCAGCACCUUCAGCCCCCCCACACAAACAGAGACCGAGACAGACCCCCCAGCAGGAGCAGUAAGCCCACUAGAUCCACCUCAAACAAAGGAGCCAGCACCAGCAGUGGUAGUAUUGGUAGUAGUGGUGGUAGUAAUAGUAGUAGCCUUCCCAUUGAUUCUUCCCCUCGCACCUCCUCUCGCCUCCCCCAGGCUGCUCCCCCCCUGCCUCCCCCUCUCAGCGACAGCACCUUAGACCUACAGAGGCCAGUCCCUCGAAUAGGGCCACCAUCUUCCUCCUCCUUAUCUUCCUCCUCUUCCCAGUCGAUGCCUCACCCAUUUUAUGUGAGCAGCAUGGCUCAAGAGCAUCACUCCCCCGCCCGACACAGCCCCCACAAAUCCAGCCCCAGGGAUGGGGCGUCGGAGCACAGGGCUGGGGGGUGUGAGAGGAAACCCAAUCAGUCCCCUUCCAAACCGUCCUCAGAGCGGCCAACCCUACCGAACAAGACUACCAAAGACCCAGCAGGCCCAAAGCCUCUGGACCUCUCUGGAAGGCUGCUGGAGUUCGGCCUGCCUCCCAACACCUUCCCCAUCAAGAUAGAGGCUCUGGGGUCUCCGGGGCCUCGGUAUGGACAUCACCCCAGCCGGGAGCUCCUGAAGGAGACCCUCUCACCCUCCUCCCACCCCUCCCACUCCCACUCAGUGGUCAGCAGCACUUUCUCCAAGGCCCCAGACAGGCCAGAGAUGAUCAGCACUUUGCACUCCUCCUGGGUGGUGCCCACCCCUACACCCAUCUCUACACCCAUCUCCACCAUUGGGUCCACCCACACCCACACCCCCCCACCUCCCAGCCCUAUCCCCCUCCCCCAGAAACACAAGGUUCUGGAGAGAGUCCUGCCCCAGUCCCAGCAAAGCAGCCCAUCCUGCCCCAGGGUAGGAGAGCCGCAUACUACCCCAAUACCUUCCAAUCACAAUCCUGCCUCCACAAUGCCCCCGUCCCCCAAACCCAAUGGUGAUUGGCCCAAACACAGCCCCAGCCAUUCAGAAGAUUCCCCCAUGGCCGGCCAUCAUAGGAGCUCCACAGAGAAGCCCCCCAAAGCCCCCAAGAGGGCUGAGACGUCCCAGGAGGUGUCUCUGUAUAAUAAACGUCCUUGUCUGGAGAAUAUCAAUGGGCACACGCCCAGCCACCUUUACCUAGCUCACAGCAUGGCCUACGCCAACCGAUACCUGCACUACUCUGUAUCUGACAGCAUGGCCCUCCAUUCUCUCCCUCUGCCAGGGAAGGGCCCAGCCUACCCUCACCCCAUCCUGCUGGGCAACAGCAGCCUGUACCCCUCCCACCUGGCAGCCAAACACCCCUUACCCUACCACAGCCAUGCUGGGGAGUACCUCACCUACAACUCCCAGGAGAUGGUCCACCCUCUGAUGCACGCACAUCCAGACUCCAAAGUCCUGGAGCGGGGGCCCAAGUGCCGGGGCCAGGGUCAGGACAAACCUAGAGGUCUCACGGAGGAUUGUGGUGGGUCCCGCAGGGGCCGAAGUGGUGUGGAGACAGGAGAGGAUUCCCAUGUGAAGCCCAAAAGCGAGGCAGGGGAGCGGGGCGGGAGCCAGCCCAGACCCACUUCCUCCUCCAGCACCAGUACCCCCUCCAAAGACCGUAUCGUCUGCAUUGACCUCGUCCACUCCGACACAGAUGGAGAGUCUACUCCGUCCACCAACAAGCCGCAAGUCUCCGUUACCGUCCCCAUCGCCAGGGGCAACCAACACAACUGUUGCCAUGGCAACCAAAACAUUAGGGAAGUGGAACAGGAGCCAAAAUACCAACUUCAUCAUCACCACCACCCCAGCCCAAGCUCCACCCUGAGAACUAUCCACACAGACAGACAACUAGAGACCCUCUGUAUGAGACCCAGGCCCCUCCAGGAAACGGGCUGUACAGGUGUGGCCUCUAGCCCACCUCAGGGCUCCGCAGAGCUUGUUAAUCGGGCUGAGGAGAGUCCUGAGGACCAGAGUCCUUCCUCAGACCCAGGGGACCAAGGGGAACAGGACCAGAGCACCCUGCGCUGUGCCCGAACGUCUGGCGACCGCAAGUCUGGCGACCGCAUCUCUGGCAACCAUACAACUGGGGAUUGUGACCGCAAGUCUGGCGACCACAUGUCUAGAGAUCGCACAUUUUUUUGCGACCGCACGUCUGGAGAGGAGAGAGAAAAGAUGGACAGACUAACCUUCUCCCACCCCAUCCAUCGCUACAUGGACCUGGGGAAGGAGAGAGACAGUGAAAGAGAAGGAGGGAGCGUUGGAGACACAGAGGAGUCACAUGGAGAGGGGGAUGAGGAUGAAGAGGGUGGGCGAAGAGGCUCACGGAGGACCAGCCUUACCAAGAGGAUUGCUAGCUCCUCAGGCUAUGUGGGCGACCGCAUCAAAUGUGUCACCACCGAGCUGUACGCAGACUCUAGCAAGCUGAGCCGGGAACAGCGCGCCCUGCAAAUGGAAGUCAUAUCACGAGAGAGGAGUAAUAUAACUCAACCUGCAGCUAACUGGGAGCGGGCGAUGAUGCGGUUCUCGGAGCUGGAGCUGAAGGGGAAGGAGUGCGGGGGUGUGUGUGUGUCUGCGUCGGCAGCAGUAGCAGGACAGGAGUUGGCAGAUGGCCAGCGGAGAGAGAGAGAGUGGGAACACUGCCAACACACCGCCAGGCAGGGAGAGAGGGAGGGUGGAAGAAAAGUCUAUGGGAACAACAGAGUCCCAGUCCUCCAGAGGUGUGGGGGCCAAAGGGAGAGCCUGUCCCCAGGGCAGGAGGCCUGGGAGGGGGCUAGAGAUGGUGCCAGAGUGGGCGAGGGUGGGCGAUGUCCACCCUCCAUCUUGGCACUGGCAGACGGGCACCCCAAGGAGAAGGGUGGGCAGAGCACGGUACCCGCUAUCAAACGCGCACACAGCCUACAGGAGAAAGAUGAGGAGGAGGGAGGGAAGAGGAUUACUUCAGAUGUCUGUGUGCUGCCUGCGGCUCCUACUACUAAUGGUGAUGAUGAAGAGGUGAGGAAGCUUAAAGUGUGUAUUGAGCUGAAGGGGCUCUGCCUCCGCAAACCCACCGCCCACUCCCCUGAGAGACCAGAGGUCAAAGAGGAGAGGUCAUCACAUCAUAGCCCUUCCUCCCUGCCCCGGCCCCUCCCCCAACCUGUACCCCAGCCCAAGCCCCACCCCCGCGGGACAGGAAGUUCAAGGUCGACCCGGAACGGUGUGGUCAUCCUGCCAGGGUUCGGGGACAUGAAGGGAUUUGGAUUACUCCCUUUGACCCAGCAGAGGGACAGAUCGGCCCCCAAGGGGCCCUUGAUGGGACCAGGCUGUGACCGGGGAUCUAAGGAGCCCAGGAGAGGAGUGGUGGGGGUGAAGACUGUGGGUCAGUGCCCCCCCUCCUCUGCCCCCGAGCCCCCCACCGGAGACACCACCUCUCUCAAGCCCCGUCGUCAUGGUGACAUGGACAAACCCAAGGGCAAGCGGCCGUGCAAGACCAAACACACCAGCCAGAGAGAGAGGGAGCGCGAGAGGGAAAGAGAGAUGGAGCGGAGGAGAGAGCUGCUGAAUGGCGCUAGCAACCAGCACGGCAGCACAGAUCUGGGAGCAGCUCUGGAGGACAAGGUCAGUGAGCAGUGUGCUCAGAAGAAAAUACCCUCUUCUCCCCUCCAUUACCUCGGCUCUCCGGUCAAGACCUGUUCCCCCGCAACGCAGCCCCCCUCUCUUCCCCCCCAGGUGAACGGCAGUGGGACUGUCCCACCGGAGAGAGCUGGGGUGAGGAGGGUCCCCCCAGCUGAGCUUCCUGUGGUGCGGCCCAUCCCCCCUGAGGCACGGAGACUAAUCGUCAACAAGAACGCUGGAGAGACGUUGCUACAGAGAGCGGCACGUCUCGGAUACGAGGAGGUGGUGUUGUACUGCCUGGAGAACCGUGUGUGUGAGGUGAACCACAGGGACUAUGCAGGCUACUGUGCGCUCCACGAGGCCUGCGCCCGCGGCUGGCUAGCCAUCGUCUCACACCUGCUGGAACAUGGUGCCGACAUCAACUGCAGUGCACAGGACGGCACCAGGCCUCUGCAUGACGCGGUGGAGAAUGACCAUCUGGACGUAGUUCGGGUGUUGUUGUCCUACGGGGCUGACCCUACUCUGGUCACCUACUCCGGCCGCGGUCUGCUCAAGAUGACCCACAGCGACAGCAUGGAGCGAUUCCUCACUGAUUAUUUUGCUGACCUGCAGGGCCACUCUGAUGACGACCCAGAGAUCUACUGGGAAUUCUAUGGCAGUGCUGUGUGUGAGUCGUUAGAGGAGGGCAGUGUUUGUGACGUGUUGGCAGACCCCCCAGGGCCAGAGGAAGAUGACGAGGACAGGAGGGAGCUCUUUGAGUUUGAGUUCUCCGACCGACCCCUCCUCCCCUGCUACAACAUCCAGGUGUCCCUGUCACAGGGGUCCAGGAACUGGUUGCUCCUUUCAGAUGUUCUCCGGAAGCUGCGGAUGUCGGCCCGUUCCUUCCGCUCCUCCUUUCCCCACAUGAAGGUAGUGACGAUGGCCGAGGCAGAGUUUUACCGCCAGGCCUCCCUCUCCCAGCUCUUCUCCUGCCCAGACGAGCUGGAGGGCUUCCAGCCAGACAGCAAGGAGCUGCUGGAUCUGGUGGAGGGGAGUGCUGAGCUGGCCUCUCUGCUGGGAUCCACCCUGGAGUGCCUGGAUGACCGCUGGGACGAACCCCUGGAGGCUAACAUUAAUGCUAAGGCUAAUGUCAAUGGGAACAUUAGGGCUAUGGCUAAUGCUAAUGCUAAGACUAAUAACACUAAGACUAAUGGUAACGCUAAUUUUAAAGCUAAGGCUAACGCUAACAGGAGGUUGUGACCCCUAACCCUGAACUUUGACUCUGAUUUCUGAAACCCUACUCUACAGUGAGGGUCUACAAUGGGUGAAUAAGUAAGACCCCUGCCCUGAUAUCUGAGAUUAACUCCUGCUCUGGACCGGUGGGCUGUAUGGACGGGCAGACAGACGGACAGACCGAGCAGCAGAGACCUGAAUGUGUCUGUCCAUCAAGCGAAGAUGAAGAGGCAACUGUAAAUGAACAAUUGUCUUAUUUUUUAUAAAUGUAUUAAUAUAAGUAUAAAUAUAUAAAUAUAUCUGGAAAUGUUUUCUUGAUUUCUCUCCUGCAAUUGUGUGAGCGAAAGUGUGGUUGUGUUAUCAUGAUUGGAAGGUUGUGUGUAUGUGUGUUAAACAAUGCAUUAUGGGUGUCAGUUUAUAUGCCAUAGUGUGUGUCUGAGCACUGAGGCAGCGCUUUUGAAUGUCACAUUUUUUGUUGAUAGGAAGCACAUGAUGAGGAUCAGUUCUAUAGUUUUUUGGUCUCCUCACAGACCAAAACACCCUCAGGGGCUGUUUUGAACCUGUGUUCAAUCUGCUUCUCAUUUAGUCUCUAAUUUCACUUGCAAAACUGCAGAGAGAUAUGUGUUUUUGUAUAAUAUUAAAGGUUUAAAGAUGAGAAGAUAUUCGCCCUUCGGUACAGAGUUUGUACAUAACAGGGUGGCUAUUGUAGUACAGUAACAGUUUUACUGUGUUGUUUUUUUGUAAUUAAAAUAUCUCAUUUGUAUUUAUAUUUUGCCAACAAAAUGAUUCAAAAUAAAUCUUAACAUUUGCAAGAAAGUU